Messenger RNA from Sesamum indicum (sesame), 2337 nucleotides. RefSeq names its product scarecrow-like protein 13. The record is from RefSeq and is a predicted model, not a curated record. Lineage: Eukaryota; Viridiplantae; Streptophyta; Magnoliopsida; Lamiales; Pedaliaceae.
UUGUUCCUCCACCCCGCUACCCCCUACUUUAUAACAAAUAUAUAUCAUUACUCUAAUAAUGCACUCCCAUCUUCUUCAUUUUUUCACUACAAACACCCAAACAAUUCUCUCUUCCUCUCACAUCACCCACACCAACUCAAGCUCAACUCUUCCACAGAUUUUGUUGGUUCUCAUACUCUCCUGCAAAAGGCUGCAAGAUUCCAAGUGGGGAUACAGCUAAUAUAGCUACGCUGUGUCUUUUUGUUGUGAAAAAGAGUUCUUGAUGUCAAUUGAGAUGCUGCAGCCCUUUGUACGUGAAUGACAUAAGCUUCUUGUCGUACCAUUGUUCCCUUAGCCGAAGUCCCAGCAGAAAAAAUCAACUUUUCCGAGAAGUUUCCUGCAUCAGUCCUCCAUUGUCCAAGCUUUUUGCAGCUUUUGUUGAGAUGCAAGCAUCCCAAGAAUCCGAAACAUCUUCCGGUUUCCACAGUUUCUACAAUCGGCCUGUGCAGCAGGUUGAACCAUAUGGCAUUUCGACUUUCCAAGUCCUGAACAAUAAUUCAACUAGUAGCAAAAGCCAGGGGUCUGGAUUUUCUUUUCAAACUUACACUGAACAAUUCUUCACUCUGGAAUCUACACCAGCAACUGAUUUUGCUGCCUACAAUUCACCCUCAGCUGUAAGUGUCUCUUCCAGUCGGAGUCCCUUUUCCCCCCAGGGUUCGCAUUCAUAUGGGUCUGAUCUACAUCACUCAUCUGAUAAUACCUAUGGUUCACCUUUGAGUGGGUCUUCUGGGGUCGAAGAUGAGAACAAGUUGAUGCAUGCACUGUGGGUACUGAGGAACGAACUGCUGGGGCCUGAAUCGGAUACCGAUGAUAGUGGAUCCUUUAACGGUAUAGUCACACAGCCCUCGCCAUUCACAAGGUACAACAGAAUCCUUGAAAUGGCCCCUCACAUGGACCUGAAACAAUUGCUUGUUGCCUGUGCUGAAAUAGUAUCAGAAGCUGAUACUAUCUCGUUCUCAGACAGGCAGGUCGCAGUAUCAGCUGCAGAAGCUUUGAUGGAGAUAUUAGAAAAGCAGGUCUCAGUGUCUGGUGAGCCUUUACAAAGAUUAGGAGCAUACAUGUUGGAAGGACUCAGGGCGAGGUUGUUAUCCUCAGGCAGCAUAAUUUACAAAAAGUUGAAGUGUAAAGAACCAACAAGUUCUGAAUUGAUGUCUUACAUGCAUGUGCUUUACCAAAUCUGCCCAUACUACAAGUUUGCUUAUAUGUCUGCUAAUGUUGUCAUUGGGGAAGCCAUGGAAAACGAGAACAGGAUCCAUGUUAUCGAUUUCCAGAUUGCGCAAGGUAGUCAGUGGGUUUCCUUUAUUCAGGCUCUUUCACGCCGGGCUGGUGGGCCCCCAUAUAUUCGCAUUACUGGUAUCGAUGAUGCCCAAUCAGCUCAUGCCCGGGGCGGAGGAUUGGACUUAGUUGGGCAGAGGUUAGCACAAGUAGCUAAAUCAUGUGGAGUACCGUUUGAAUUUCAUGGUGCGGCUAUGUCCGGGUGCGACGUCCAACUGGAGAAUCUUCAGGUUAGACACGGAGAGGCAUUGGCUGUGAAUUUUCCCUAUAUUCUGCACCACAUGCCAGAUGAGAGUGUAAACACCAUGAAUCAUCGGGACCGCCUCCUUAGACUAGUUAAGAGCUUGUCGCCCAAGGUUGUGACCCUUGUUGAACAAGAAUCCAACACCAACACUUCUACUUUCUUCCAACGAUUUUGUGAAACCCUCGACUAUUAUACAGCAAUGUUCGAGUCCAUUGAUGCAGCACGUGCAAGAGAGGAUAGACAGAGGAUUAGUGCAGAGGAACACUGUGUGGCGAGGGAUGUCGUCAACAUAAUCGCUUGUGAGGGGACUGAGCGGGUGGAAAGGCAUGAGCUUUUUGGUAAGUGGAGACUGAGACUUAUGAUGGCUGGAUUCUCUCCAGUCCAAUUGAGUCCAUCAGUCGGCAUUGCUAUCAGGGAUAUGCUGAAAGAAUAUAGCUCGAAUUAUAGAUUGGCGGAGGGCCAUGGUGCACUGUAUCUUGGAUGGAAGAACAGAGCUCUAGCAACAUCUUCGGCAUGGAGAUAACAAUCAAAAGCUGGAAAUGAUACGAUAAUAGGGAUAUCAUCAUAAAUAUGUAGAUUUACAAGAUAGGGUGCGUUUUACUUGUAAAGUAAACUGAUACUGUUUUUUGUGCUUUUCUUUCCUAGUUGAUGAAAGCUCCGCUGCUAGAAUCUUGAUUCUGACUUGUAGACAUCUUGUAAAUCCCAUCACUGAAUGGUACUAGAAAGAUCUUAAUGGGACAGGACCUACAUUAUUCUGAAUGCCGCCUUAUGUUGGUACA